Messenger RNA from Camellia sinensis, 2183 nucleotides. RefSeq lists its product as uncharacterized. The record is from RefSeq and is a predicted model, not a curated record. Lineage: Eukaryota; Viridiplantae; Streptophyta; Magnoliopsida; Ericales; Theaceae.
UAGCCGAACUAAAUCGCCAAGCCGGACUCAACCUCGGUCUAGCCGAAAUCUUCCACCAAUACUUCAUUGGUUCAAAAGAAGAUGGGUGGGUCUAUUAUUUAAGAAUACGAGGUCGCCGAGAGAAGAUGAUAAAACACACACCGGAUAAAGACUUAAACGACGACGAUUUUUUCUGGGUGUCUGGGAACUUUGAGGAUCAUCAAGCCCAGAUUCCUGGCCAACGUAUAAAUUGGAAAAAAGGAGAACCCGGUAUAUUUACUUCGGUUCUCUUGCUUGCUUUAUGAUAUCUCGGUUUUUCAAUCUUUCAGCCGAACUAACAGUUGUCUUCUUUCGCAGAUUCUGCCCACAUUCAUUCUUUAUACAGCUACCCAAACCUAGCUACUUUGCGCGCCGCACUACAGUAUCCAGAACAUAGUUGGGCCAAAUUGCUAAAGUUCGAGCUGACCUACAGAUACAGUGGUUGCCGAAAAGCCAGAGUGACUGAUUUUCUUCUUGAAGACGCACCAGAGCCGGACCCAACCUUACCACAAAUCAGACUAAUUCCACUAACAGUUGAAAAAGAGACGGCUAAAAAUAACAGAGUAAGGGCGCUUCUAACCGAAACAAACAGGCCCGAAGUACCGCCACCAAGCCAAACGCAGCCUGCCGUUGUGGCCCUCCCUUCUUAACAGCCUUCUUCAUCCCGCCCUUCUAAGCGCGCCCGAUCUACCCCGACCGAACAACAACUUGUGGAUGCGGACGAAUCCAUCCUCCAACCAAGUCCUCAACCCAUUCUUCAACUGGAGCAAUCUGACCGAGCUGACUCCUCAAAAUGGGCUCCAGUUCUCUCCUUUCAAAACCGAAAUAUCGAGGAAAGUGACUCGGUUGUUACUGAGAAGGACCACUUAAUGGCUUUCAACCUAGCCAAGAGUGUUUGCCUUCCAAAAUAUAUAGAGCACCACAACAAGCAACUCAACACCGAACUGAAGGCCAUCCGGUCAUCAACAAAGUCAAUGAUCCUGGCCAUUCAGAAGAACAAUAUUGCACAUAAAAAGGUGCUGGAGCUCCGCAAGACAACAAGGCAUGCCAUGGCAGACGCCGAGGCAAAGACAGCCGAACUUGAGAAUGCCAAGAAGCGGAUAGCCGAGCUACAGUUUGAGAACGGUCGCUUGACCGGACUUGUUAGCUCGGCUGAAGCUGAAAAACAAAAAAUUGCAAUAAAGGUGAAAGAUAAAUAUUUGCGCGAGUUGGCCAAACUCGAAGGCAAAAAAGACGCCGAAAUAGCGGAUCUGAAGAAGAAGAUCAGUGAUACCAAUGCCCAAGGUUUUAAAGAAGCGGAAGGCCUCUACAUUCCGCAAUGCGAGGGGGCGAAAGACUUGUUCUUCAAGUGUGGCUGGAGGAGUGCUGUGGAACAGCUCGGCUGUGGGCUUGAAACCAAGGUCUACAAUGCUCCACAGUACUGCAUUCCAGCCACACUUGCAGAAUAUGCUGCUUCGGUCCAAAAACAAUUUUUGCAGGAUUCAGAUGAUUUAGACGAUGAGAACGAACAAACUGUUAUUCCAGUAGUCAACGCGCAAGUUAACGAUCAAUCAGCUCGGUUGGAGACAACGGUAGAAGACCUGACUGUUGAGCCAUCGACUGAUAUCGUUCUGCCAGUUGCUACUGAGACGGAUGUUCCAUCUGCAACCGGAGUUCUAGUUGACAUUGAUGCCGAAAUUGAAGACCUUUUCUCUUGAUUUUGUACUUUUUCUUUUUUUUGCUACUUCUUUACUCUUGUAAUCAGGCUACGGCCCCUCCUUUGUAUUUUCUUUCUGAUGAAUGAAAAUUUUCAUUAACUCUUACUUCGGUUGAGGUGUAUGUAACCGGGCUACGAUCUUUUAUACUUUCAACUGUUAUCUCGGUUUUUGCUGGUCAAUCUAACUACGCUUACCAGCCAACCACUCCUUAGCCGACAUAAUUACUUCGGCUGAGGAAUACUCAGAGUUGGUUUAUUCCAGCCAACCACUCAUCAGCCAUACCCUUACUUCGGCUGAAGAGUACAAAGAGUUGGUUUAAUCCAGCCACCCACUUUUCAGCCAUACCGUUACUUUGGCUGAAGAGCACUAAGAGUUGGUUUAAUCCAGCCAACCACUCUUCAGCCAUACCCAUACUUCAGCUGAAGAGUAUAAAGAGUUGGUUUAAUCCAGCCAACCAUUCUUCAGCCA